AUGGAUCCACUAGUAGCGCCAAAACGACGAAAAACGGAUGACGUUGAUGGUUCCACCAAGCAGGUCGAUGCUCACAUCCGAGCCUUUCUUAAAGCCGUUAUAUCUGGAGCAAAAAAAUCGAAAAGCCAGAAAAUCGAGCUUGCCGCUUCCCCGACCAGUGAAGUCAACCGUAUGUAUGCUCCACCCAAACGCAAGCGCAAUGUCGCUCGUCACGAUGCGUGGACGCAAACCGAAGAAGAUGAGUUCAUAGAACCUCCCACUCCCAUGACAGACCCACCACUCUCCCCUACAACUCUUCUCUCUCAAAAUGCCGCUGCUUACUAUUCUGCAGCCCCCAAAGAAGGGUUUUUUGCGUCUAAUUGUGGUCCGUCAAAUACAGACCUUCAAUAUUUUGCUUCGGAUCCUGUGUCUAAAGUAUCUUCGAGUGAGGUUCGUCAACUUGUUGCCAACUGGAUGCAGCAGUAUGAACAGUGGUUCUACCAGCAUUUCGGCGUUGAUGUUAAUUCAGUUCCUGUUGAUACCGCGGCAGCACUAGCAUCAGCAGUCAGUCAGUCAAAACAACCAGAGCCACCCGUUCCACCACCGCCACCUCCCCCACCACCCCCACCGCCUCCACCUCCACAUGAUCCAGAUGCCGACAGGGCGGUUGCUUGUCAGACUCCAGUCCGAAUUUCCCACGCACCCGUUAUGUACCCUCAACCUAUCCCAAUCACCCCAACACUUUAUGUCCCCGUUCCUUCAGCUCCCAUUAACUCCCUCGCAACAUUCUUUUCUGGCCAAAUGGCUGCUCAGAGCCUAUUGUCAAGUUACAUUCUCACUCAGCAGCAACAAAUGGCGGCGUCUUUGGCAGCGGCAGCGUCGGUAGCCGCAAUGACGACUCCCGUUAUCCCUCUUCCUCCUCAACGACCUCCCGAAGAAGAGAUUGACCCGAAGUUGGCCGACUCUCCCGAACUCUCCGGUCCUGUCACCCAGUAUGGAGCCUAUGGAAUCCUAAAGCCUUGCUCUCUUGAUAUCGAGAAGUCUGCAGACGUGGCGAAGGAUCAACGAAACGGCGCUGGAUCGACCCAAGAAGAAGAAUUGCCGAUUUACAUCACUCCUGAGGAGUAUCAUAACCAACCACGAUCGUGGAUGCCUCCUCCACCUCCGACUGUCUUGUUGUUGAGAAAACAGGCACUGGUUUGCGUUAUGCAGGUGCACGUAUGCGACAAAGCCCACGAGAUUGCCGUGCGCAAAUCGACUGCAACCAAGAUGCCAGUCAACAUAGACUAUGUGACAGCCCUUGAAACCACGGUUGAGAAAUACGCCAAAGCGAAGGUCACCUACGUAUUCAAUCGGAUUAACCGCCUCCCCCCCGAAGCCCAGACUCCGUUCACUUGUGGUCUCAAGCACGCCCAGUUAGAGGCCAACUCCUCCGCAACCGGCGGUCAAAAGGUUGCACUAGUUGAUUCGUCCAACGAUUCAGUUCCCCGUAAUCACGCCGACUCAGUCGAAGACGAUGGAGACAAAGACGCUUGUCGGCAGGGCGAAGUUGAAGAGGGCGUAGUAACAAGGCAUUGGGUUGAUGCUCUUGACACGCUAGACGACAAGGCGACUGUAAAGGACGAGGAGGAGGGAGAAGAAGAGUUGGAUGUGGAGAUAAAUGCUGCCUGCGAGGAACACUCUAAAUCCAUGUACAUAUGCGACCUGCUAAUCGGCGAUAUCUUCAUCUGCCAGGGCCUUGCUGGACACAAACUUCAGGCAAAGUCCUGCGCAGCCCGCAAGGCAUUGGCUGUUCUCUCCAGGCCCAACUUCCUUGUCGGUGGCAUUCGACCGUGGCACAGCAGUAACGGCAAGGUCAUCGAUUACCUGACCCUCUGUCUAAGUCCCAAGGCCGACCAGGUACCCCAAUUAACCCCCUUCCUGGCUGACCCGCUUGCGUCGAUACCCUCGGACCAGCCCAUCACUCCGGACGACCCCGCCGAGACUUUUCGGGUGUGCAAUCCCAAACCCCUAGACGACUUGUGGUUGUACACUGCUCUGCCAAUUGCCGUGAACAUCGACACCGUGCUAACUCCGGACCAAUACCUAGCUCAGUCCGCCGAAUUCAGUCAGAUGACGAUCGAUUUCGAGGUGGAAUUCGACUCAACCACCGGCGUCUUCACGGGCUACGGUCUGGUUGAUGGUCACCGCUGUGCCAAGGCGACGGCCGUCAAUGUGGUAAUUGCUCGGGCACACGCCGCUUUCCGGUUGCUGCGAAAACUCAAGGAAACCCAACCCGUGGUGGGACUACUGUUGCCCCCGCCUGAUCCUGAAGACGAGGAAAUCGCAGGCCCGCAUAUCCCGGAGGACGACGACUCCAUGCACCCGCUGUGGGGUCUGACAGAGGCCAGCAUCGUGGACAGUCUGAUGUGGGGCAAACACGAGAAGCAGUUUGCUCUGCCAAUCGAGCACCUCGAAGCGCACUGCGAGCUCAUUGGAAGUUCUGCCUUCAAACCGGACGCCGAAUUCACGGCCGUCGGCAGCGGCUUCUUCAAUUCUCGUGACCAGCUUGAACAGUACGUCCAGGCGUAUGCGGCGUCGGCGGUGGUCACUCCCCUUCGCAUCUCCCUCUCGGCUCUGCCUCACUCCCUCUGGCACCUGGCUCGGGCCUCGGCGCACGCCUGGGGGCUCCUCACGCGCAUCGAGUUCGAUCUGCCCGAUCAGCUGCAAACCGCUUACCUCUUGGUGUGCAAGCGGGCGCCGCUUCCGCGUCUCAAACGCACCCUCUUCGAACGCACCGAGGUUGGCGUGUUCUACCUCCUCUCCAAAGGCAAUCUGCCCGCGUCCGCGCUGAAGGCCCUCUCCGAGGCGGAGCUGCUGGAAGACGAGGCGGUGGCGGCGGAGCCGGAGGCGUCUGUCGCCCCCGAGGAGACUCCUUCUGCUUGCCACCCCCUCGAUUCGUCUCCCCUGCCUCCGUUAGAGCUAGACGAUCCGCUGACCCGAAUGGCGCGCACUUUCCACGCCACCGGUAUCAAACAGGAGCCGAAAGAGGCGGCGGCGGAGGAGGAGGCGGAGGCUGACCUCCUUCUUGUCUCUGCCGAGCUAAACCAGCCGUCGAAUGCGAUAGAAAUCCUCGACGAUCUGCCGAGGCAAUUGAUUCCGGGCAUCGACUUUUGA
Mesocestoides corti is the source of this 3135-nucleotide messenger RNA. NCBI's taxonomy places the organism in Eukaryota, Metazoa, Platyhelminthes, Cestoda, Cyclophyllidea, Mesocestoididae. The record is from the annotation of a GenBank genome assembly.